AUGUCCACGUCCGCGACCGCCAGAGAUUCACCGUCGGCGCGAAGAUGUCGUUGCGGGCGCAGUGCUCACCCGGUCGCGCGCAAGCACUGUCCGUGGCCGCCAGAUGCUCGCACGUCGCCCCCGCGACCGAGUCGUCAGGCGGCGGCAGCAUGUCUUCGCGGCGGAAAGAUGUACACCUGUCGGCUGAGACGACUGUCGUCGGCCGCCCAGACUGGCUUCCGAGUCGUCGGGCGAGGACUGUCGCACGUCGUCCCGUACGGAAUCGACAGCAUCGAACAGCAGAGGAGGCUAACAUUUGACGCGCGCGCUGGCGGCCCGUGCCGGCCGCGCUCCGCCUCCUCGUCCGGAGCCGUCUCAGCGACAGAGAUCGAUUCAUCCUGCUACAUCGUGUCGUCGUCCUCCGCUCUCUCUCACGCUAUACAUGCUCGAACGACUAUACGUCUCACAGCAACACCGAAUCACGAACGCAUCGGCAUAGGAAACGCCAUCACAGGAAGCCUGCACCUUCAUUGCAUGGCCAGUGGCGUCCGUUCAUUUAGCGUGCGCCUAGCGGAAGAAUACGGCACUAGGAGAAUUGUCGCUCUCGGGGCAAUUCUGGCGACACUGGGCAUGGCUUUCAGUUAUCGGGCCCUCGAGCUACAUCUGUUGUUCGCCACCUAUUCACUGCUUACGGGUCUCGGAAUGGGGAUGGUAAUGACACCUAGCGUUGUCCUCGUCGGCCAAUAUUUCGACGAGCGGCGCCCCCUGGCGACCAUCAUAGCAUCUCUGGGCGUGCCUAUCGGCGGAAUCUGCGCUCCGAUUCUAACGGUGCAACUAAUCGAGACGUAUACCUGGCAGGGGGCGCUGUUGAUCAUGGGCGGCAUAUCGCUGAAUAUGGUCGUCGCCGCAAUGCUGUUCCGCCCUCUACCGGCGCAGAAACAAACGACGACCGCAGGCGCCAGAAGGACGACCGGAGGCGCCAAAAAGAAGACCGCCGCGCUGACGAAACACCAACGCGGCACGCUGGCACUGCACGUGGCCGCCAUCUUAUGCUUAGCGGGAGCCAAUAGCAGUGUGUUCAUGAUGAACGUGAAAUACGGCGUCGAGCUGGGAAUUCCGAUAGACUCCGUGUCAAAGUUGCUCGCCAUCACGCACAUCACUAGCACUCUGACUCGUUUAGCAGUCGCCCUGCUCUCGACGAAACCCUGGUUCGAUCGCUGCAUCGCCUACGCGGCCGCCGUCUUUGCAAAUGGCGUCGUCUGUCUCGUGUACUACUUCGCUACGGCGCAUGCGCUGUUCCCGGUCGUGCUGUUCGCGUUUGGACUCGGACACGGCGUGUCUCAGUCGCUGAUGUCGGCAAUCAACGUGGAUCUGUACGGAAUGAGGAAUCUUCUACUCACCGAGGGGGUCAUCAACUGCAGUAACGGACUCUCCACAGUCGUCGUCCCCACGAUCACCGGCAUCUUGGCGGAUUAUUUUGGAGACACCAGAACGCCGUUUCUCUUCAAUGCGGCCAUCACGUUUAGCGGAGCUUCUCUGUUUGUCUGCGUGCUGCUCCGGCACCGUUGCCAGACGAACAAGAGACGGCGCCGCGUGGCGGAGAAGAAGCUACCGUCUACUUGUAGCAGAUGA
Priapulus caudatus is the source of this 1611-nucleotide messenger RNA. RefSeq names its product monocarboxylate transporter 12-B-like. Gene Ontology annotation, molecular function: monocarboxylic acid transmembrane transporter activity. The record is from RefSeq and is a predicted model, not a curated record. The transcript has 4 exons. Lineage: Eukaryota; Metazoa; Priapulida; Priapulimorpha; Priapulimorphida; Priapulidae. Gene Ontology annotation, biological process: transmembrane transport; monocarboxylic acid transport. Bases 1 to 1611 code for a protein of 536 amino acids.